UUCUAAAGAUGGCACUGCCUGGCUACUGGUUUCAACAACUACGUAGAUCCAACUGAAUCCCUAAAACUAGGCUAAUACAGUUAUAAAUAAUCGUGAAUGCCUGGAACUUCUCUAUAGUAAAAUAUUUAUAUCUACUCGUGUGAUUAUAUCUGCUCGAUCAAAAAAUCAUAAACGUGCCUGCAUAAUGACUGAGGUGAAGAAACAAUUGCAAGUUCUUGCGUUACAUGGAUAUUACCAGUCGGACGUUGUCUUCAGAGGAAAAAUUGGUUCUCUGCGAAAAGCAUUCAAAAAAGAAAUCAACUUCACAUUCCUGAGAGCUCCGCACAAGGUGCCUCGAGACCCGAGCGGUAAAGAAGCAGAAGAAGGUGCCGAAGCAUAUGGCUGGUGGUUCAACAACAAAAAUUCAGAAUUCAAAGCAACUGUGGGCAGCCCUGAAUGUGUCGGAUUAGAAGAAAGUUUACGAUUGGUCGAGAAAUGUUUUGAAGAAAAAGGCCCUUUUGAUGGAAUACUUGGUUUUUCACAGGGUGCAGCUUUUUCUGCAAUUUUGUGCGCAAUGCAACAGCAAAAAUUGUCUCCGAUUAGGUUUAAUUUCGCCAUUCUCAUAUCGGGAUUUAAGUCACUUUGUGAGCCACAUUCCGUAUUUUACAACCAACAGUUUAGUCUACCCAGUCUUCAUAUUUAUGGAACUACAGACCAAAUUAUUCCUACUGAAAUGGCUGAAGAUUUGGCAUCACUAUUCACCGAUGCAACCAGAUUGACCCAUGACGGCGGUCACUUUAUUCCAAGCCGAAAGCAUUUGUACAACGAUUUCAUUCAGAAGAUGCUCACAAUAAAAGACGAUUCUGCUAACGGAUCGGUGUAAUUUACACUUGUGAGCAUACGUGGAUGUGAACUUCACGAAUUGGCACUUGAAGGUCGCUAGAUCUUUUCUAUUCAAGACUUGCUCCCGACAGCACGUACCUCGAUACUUAUACAAGUCAACAACAUGGAUGACAUUCUUCGAACUAGUGCGAUCGAAAAUCUGGAUUACAGUAAUGCUGGAAAUUAUUGCCAAUUCAGUGAUAUUUAACUGAAUACCAGACUCGCUUGUACAUGCAUCUAUAUUGUAUUUGUUUUCAUACAUUAAUUAAUAUAGAGGCAUGUACACGUGAAUAUAAAACUCCCUCUGUCUCAACUAA
Neodiprion fabricii is the source of this 1178-nucleotide messenger RNA. Its product is annotated as esterase OVCA2. Gene Ontology annotation, biological process: response to retinoic acid. The transcript is spliced from 6 exons. Gene Ontology annotation, cellular component: cytoplasm; nucleus. The coding region runs from base 185 to 862 and encodes 225 amino acids. The record is from RefSeq and is a predicted model, not a curated record. NCBI's taxonomy places the organism in Eukaryota, Metazoa, Arthropoda, Insecta, Hymenoptera, Diprionidae.